CGGGUGGCGAGUGCGCCUGCGCGGCGCCCAGCUGCCGGAACCGGCUUCUGCGGGGCUUCCGCUUCCCCGGGUGCGCCUGGUCCUAAAAGUUGGUUUUUCUGGGACUCACGUUCCUCCCGUGCACCGGCCGCCGGGUUCGCAGAGUCCAGCUCCGGAAUGAAGACCACCGACUCAGGGAUGAAGCAUUGACCAGCAGCUAUCGAGGCUGAAGUUAGACCAGAGGAUUCACCGGUGCAUUCAUGGCCACCACCCCAGCCUCACCCACAGUUGCCUCUCGAGUUCCCUUUGCAGAUUUAUGUUCCACUCUGGAGCGAAUCCAGAAAGCCAAAGGACGUGCGGAAAAGGUUAAGCACUACAGGGACUUUUUGGAUUCUUGGAGGAAAUUUCAUGAUGCCCUUCAUAAGAAUCAGAAAAAUGUCACGGACUCUUUUUAUCCAGCUAUGAGGCUGAUUCUUCCCCAGCUAGAAAGAGAGAGAAUGGCCUAUGGCAUUAAAGAAACGAUGCUCGCUAAGCUCUACAUUGAGCUACUUAAUUUGCCCAAGGAAGGAAAAGAUGCCCUGAAGCUGUUAAAUUAUCGGACGCCUACGGGGACUCGUGGGGAUGCCGGAGACUUUGCCAUGAUUGCGUACUUUGUGCUGAAGCCAAGAUGCUUGCAGAAAGGAAGCUUGACCAUCCAGGAAGUCAACAGCAUUCUGGACUCCAUCGCCAGCAACAAUUCCUCCAAGAGAAAAGACCUGAUGAAGAAGAGUCUUCUUCAGUUCAUUGCUCAGAGUUCAGCACUCGAGCAGAAGUGGCUUAUCCGAAUGAUCGUCAAGGACUUAAAGCUUGGUAUCAGCCACCAAACUAUUUUAUCUGUUUUUCAUAGCGACGCGGUGGAGUUGCACGGUGUCACCACAGAUCUGGAGAAGGUCUGCCGGCAACUGCAUGACCCCUCGGUCGGGCUCAGUGAUAUUUCCAUCAGUUUAUUCUCUCCCUUUAAGCCAAUGCUAGCUGCCAUAGCGGAUAUCGAGCGGAUCGAGAAGGACAUGAAGCACCAGAGUUUCUACAUCGAAACAAAGCUGGAUGGCGAGCGGAUGCAGCUGCACAAAGACGGGGACGUCUAUGAGUAUUUCUCCCGAAACGGGUACAACUACACCUCGCAGUUUGGCGCUUCUCCGCAGGAGGGUUCUCUUACACCCUUCAUCCACAGUGCUUUCCGAGCGGACGUGCGCGUCUGUAUCCUGGAUGGGGAGAUGAUGGCCUACAACCCUAACACGCAGACUUUUAUGCAGAAGGGGAGCAAGUUUGAUAUUAAACGCAUGGUGGAUGAGUCUGACCUGCAGACCUGCUUCUGUGUUUUUGACAUCCUGAUGGUCAAUAGUAAGAAGCUUGGACACGAAACCCUGAGGAAGAGGUAUGAGAUUCUGGGGAGUGUUCUCACACCAGUAGCAGGUCGAAUAGAAAUCGUGCAGAAAACACAGGCUCACAGCAAGAAAGAAGUCAUCGAUGCUUUGAAUGAAGCGAUAGACAAGAGAGAAGAGGGGAUCAUGGUCAAGAACCCCUUCUCCAUUUACAAGCCGGACAAGCGAGGGGAAGGGUGGCUGAAGAUUAAGCCCGAGUAUGUGACCGGGCUGAUGGAUGAGCUGGACAUCUUGCUCGUUGGGGGCUACUGGGGGAAAGGCUCGCGGGGUGGGAUGAUGUCCCACUUUUUGUGCGCGGUGGCAGAGAAGCCGCCCCCGGGGGAGAAGCCGUCUGUGUUCCAUAGCCUCUGCCGGGUGGGCUCAGGCUACACGAUGAGGGAACUGUACGACCUGGGUGUGAAGCUGGCCAAGCACUGGAAGCCGUUUCACAAGAGGGCUCCUCCCAGCAGCAUUUUGUGUGGAACCGAGAAGCCGGAAGUGUACAUCGAGCCCCGCAAUUCCGUCAUCGUCCAGGUCAAGGCAGCCGAGAUCGUCCCCAGUGACAUGUACAAAACAGGCUACACGCUGCGCUUUCCGCGGAUCGAGAGGAUCCGAGAGGACAAGGAGUGGCACGAGUGCAUGACCCUGGAGGACAUGGAGCAGCUCCGGGGCCGGGCGGCCGGGAAGCUGGCCUCCAAACACCUGUUCGCCGGUGCCGGGGACGGCGAGGACGAGCCGCAGGAGAAAAGGCGGAAAGCUGCCCCCAAGGUGAAGAAAGCCGUCGGCAUCAUGGAGGCCUUCAGGGCCCCCAACCUCGCCAGUGUGAACAAGGUCUCGAACGUAUUUGAAGACGUGGAGUUCUGUGUGAUGAGCGGCCUGGCCGGCCACCCAAAGCCCGCCCUGGAGAGCAGGAUAGCGGAAUUCGGAGGUUACAUCGUCCAGAACCCGGGCCCAGACACAUAUUGCGUCAUUGCAGGGACCGAGAACAUCCGGGUGAGGAACAUCAUUUCUUCAGACAAGCACGAUGUCGUGAGGCCCGAGUGGCUCCUGCAGUGCUUCGAGACCCGGCGCUGCGUGCCCUGGCAGCCGCGCCACAUGCUCCACAUGUGCCCGUCCACAAGGCAGCAUUUCGCCCAUGAGUAUGACAGCUACGGGGACAGCUAUUUUGUAGACACAGAUCUGGAGCAGCUGAAGGAGGUGUUUGCGGGGAUUAGGAGUCCUGGCGGGCAGACUCGGGAGGAACUGGCCCCUGUGAUUGCUGACCUGGAGUACCGGUACUCCUGGGACCGCUCCCCUCUCGGUAUGUUUCGGCGCCACACCGUGUACGUGGACCUGUACUCCGUCAUCGGCGACUCGAGCACCAGAGCGGAGGGCACGAGGCUCGCCAUCACCGCCCUGGAGCUUCGGUUUCACGGAGCCCAGGUCGUUUCUUGUCUCGCUGAAGGCGUGUCACACGUGGUCGUGGGGGAGGACCACAGCCGGGUGGGCACUCUUAAAGCUUUCCGAAGGACUCUUCAGAGGAAGUUCAGAAUCCUGCGAGAAGACUGGGUGACUGAUUCGAUAGACAAGUGUGAGUUGCAGGAGGAAAAUCAGUACCUGGUAUGAAGAUAAAUUCUGUGCCGAGGAAGCUACUGCCCUGUCCUUGGAAGGGUUCUCAUAUUGGGGGGG
Molecule: messenger RNA, 3047 nt
Organism: Sorex araneus (European shrew)
Lineage: Eukaryota; Metazoa; Chordata; Mammalia; Eulipotyphla; Soricidae
Gene: LIG4
Product: DNA ligase 4
Exons: 3
Coding region: 240-2984 (914 amino acids)
Biological process (GO): immunoglobulin V(D)J recombination; DNA biosynthetic process; double-strand break repair via nonhomologous end joining
Cellular component (GO): DNA-dependent protein kinase-DNA ligase 4 complex; DNA ligase IV complex
Molecular function (GO): DNA binding; DNA ligase (ATP) activity; ATP binding
Source: RefSeq, a predicted model, not a curated record